Molecule: messenger RNA, 1488 nt
Organism: Paramacrobiotus metropolitanus
Lineage: Eukaryota; Metazoa; Tardigrada; Eutardigrada; Parachela; Macrobiotidae
Exons: 4
Coding region: 149-1174 (341 amino acids)
Source: RefSeq, a predicted model, not a curated record
UAUCCACAGCAGAUUUUCGGAAGAAUCCAUUUCGAAUUUUUGGUUUCCCAAUCCAGGAGAGUGCAUUUUUUAAAAUAGCACUGUUUUGCGUUAUUGAGACAGAAUUUUGUUUCAUCAAUUGGAUGUGUGUGGAACGUUGUACUCGCACAUGGAUCGCCUGAGGAUACCGUUACCAAAGGAGAAACUGGCUAAGAUCCUGCCAUGGCUGGAAAAGGAUUUUCCGAACAGCUUGCCAGUCUACCAUAUGGCGCGCAAUAUUGUGGAAGAUCGCUUCGCCUAUCCGGAGAUGAAGUUCAUCGUGGAUAAACUGCCUGUACCAUCUGUGUGCCUGUGCAAGCCCAUGCGCAGUAAAACUACACGCUCCUACGAUCCGAUCUUCAACGAUCACUUGCUGGUUUACGUCCACGCGCAUUCCGUGAAGGCCUUCCAGAAAAUGCUGCGAUGCCAACCGGAACUGUUCUUUUGGGGCAAAGACACCACGUUUAUCGUGAGUCCAAAAGAGGGUUUCCCUUCCGGCCAGCGCGUGUUCACCUUCAACCUGGACAAGUGUAAAGUUUCCCGAUGUCCGCUUCCCAGUGAUCUGCGGCUGGGAAUCCUUUCCCCUGAGCACGCUGAACAGAUCGUCCAAGAGUGCCGUUACGCUAACACGACGUGGACAAAACUCUUCCGCUAUAUGCUGUCCCAUGGAUUUCCCAGCGUCGCGCUGUACGACGACAACGUCGCACGGGACACGCCCAUCGCGUACUGCAUGUACUUGAUGCACGGCUGCGUCGGGGCCGUCUAUGUCCAACCGGCGUAUUGCCACCGGGAUUUAUUUGGAGUGGUCAUCGGCGAAUUGUUGAUUCAGUUGCAGACACGGAAAGUGCCGUCGGUGUGGAUGCAGACGAUGAAUCUUCCCUUAGAUCCGCAGCUGGAGAUCCUUCGCGGAUUGGGCGGUGUUCAAUAUAAGCGGCGCGAUGCCCUGUGCUGGACGACGUUCCGUAGGGUGGCGAAUUACAUUGACCCUUUCCCGGUAAUUCCCACCGGAACGGUCCAGCAGCGUAUAAAGGCAGCGAAGAAAAUUCGCAAGGAGAACAAAAUAGUUGGUACAGGUGGUCCUCGGCUGCCGGUUGUCCAGAAAAUUAGUAAAAAAGACCAUGUUUUGUGUGAUGAUUGGGAAGAAGCGGAACGAUAGGAUUCCGAGCCGGAGUGGGAAGAACCGAGAGAAUCGACCUGUCGGAAGAUUCGUGAGUGCGGAAGCGGGAAAACAGCCCGAUCGCGAAAGCCGGGUUGGGGAAAAGAUGAGGAUGCCGACGAAGAAGGAUAUCACCGCAAGACAGGGCGCGAAGGCGGGAACGAGCGAAAGAAGGCUUCGAAGGGGCGAGACAGACGCGAACGCGGCGGUGACGAAUGGGGUUGAAGAGAAUCAUUUGCGAAAAGGUGGUUCUGUAUUUCUCGGAUAACUGUUUGCUUUUUGAUCUUUGAUGCGUAAUUCGUGGUUUUGUUUUG